Molecule: messenger RNA, 3210 nt
Organism: Arabidopsis arenosa
Lineage: Eukaryota; Viridiplantae; Streptophyta; Magnoliopsida; Brassicales; Brassicaceae
Source: the annotation of a GenBank genome assembly
GAGAAAACUUCGUCUCUCUUCUUUGCUUCGCCCUCUCAUUUCCUGUGAGAUAAAGGCGGAGUUUCUCUCCAGAUAUUUUGCUCAUCCAUCGAUUCUUAGAGUUCAAAAUGGUUGAUCAAGUUCAGCACCCCACUAUUGCGCAGAAAGCUGCUGGGCAGUUCAUGCGUUCAAGUGUUUCCAAGGACGUCCAAGUGGGUUACCAGAGGCCUUCUAUGUACCAGAGACAUGCAACCUAUGGAAACUACUCCAAUGCUGCAUUUCAAUUUCCUCCCACAUCAUCCCGGAUGCUGGCAACCACUGCUUCUCCCGUGUUUGUUCAAACUCCAGGAGAGAAAGGGUUCACUAACUUUGCCCUUGACUUUCUGAUGGGUGGUGUUUCUGCUGCCGUCUCAAAGACUGCUGCUGCUCCUAUUGAGCGUGUUAAGCUUUUGAUUCAGAACCAGGAUGAGAUGAUUAAAGCUGGCAGGCUUUCUGAACCCUACAAGGGUAUUGGUGACUGUUUCGGCAGGACGAUUAAGGAUGAAGGGUUUGGUUCUCUAUGGAGAGGAAACACUGCCAAUGUUAUCCGUUACUUCCCCACUCAGGCCUUGAACUUUGCCUUCAAAGAUUACUUCAAAAGGCUUUUCAACUUUAAGAAGGACAGAGAUGGUUACUGGAAGUGGUUUGCUGGUAACUUGGCAUCUGGAGGAGCAGCUGGUGCCUCUUCCCUUCUGUUUGUGUAUUCCCUUGACUAUGCCCGUACCCGUCUAGCUAAUGAUGCCAAGGCUGCAAAGAAAGGAGGUGGUGGUAGACAGUUUGAUGGUCUUGUGGAUGUCUACAGAAAGACACUCAAGACUGAUGGUAUUGCUGGUCUAUACCGUGGAUUUAACAUCUCCUGUGUUGGUAUCAUUGUCUACCGUGGUCUGUACUUUGGACUCUACGACUCUGUGAAGCCUGUUCUCCUCACUGGAGACUUACAGGACAGUUUCUUCGCUAGUUUUGCUCUUGGAUGGGUUAUUACCAACGGUGCGGGUCUUGCAUCCUACCCCAUUGACACUGUCCGCAGAAGAAUGAUGAUGACGUCUGGUGAAGCAGUCAAGUACAAGAGUUCGUUGGACGCCUUCACCCAGAUCCUCAAGAACGAAGGAGCCAAGUCACUCUUCAAGGGAGCUGGUGCCAACAUUCUGCGUGCUGUUGCAGGUGCUGGUGUGCUUUCCGGUUACGACAAAUUGCAGCUGAUUGUCUUCGGUAAGAAGCUCCUCCUCAAAUUCAUCGUCAAGGUCACAAUGGGUAUUAUAUCGGACAGUGCUCAAUCUCAUUCGUCUUCCUCUGCUCCUCCUCCUUCCAUCUUCUCCAGCUCCUUUGCCACUCGCAUAUUCUCAGACGUUGCGGGAGACAUCACAAUUGUUGUUGAUGGAGAGUCCUUUUUACUCCACAAGUUUCCUCUGGUGGCUCGGUGUGGAAAGAUUAGGAAAAUGGUGGCAGAGAUGAAGGAAUCAUCUUCAAACCUCUCGUAUACAGAGCUACGAGACUUUCCAGGUGGGUCUAAGACGUUUGAACUCGCCAUGAAGUUCUGCUAUGGCAUCAACUUCGAGAUCACUAUCUCCAACGUGGUUGCUAUCCGUUGCGCAGCUGGUUAUCUCGAGAUGACAGAGGACUUUAAAGAAGAGAAUUUGAUCGCACGGACUGAGACUUACCUCGAGCAAGUCGCGUUUCGCAGUCUUGAGAAGUCUGUGGAAGUCCUCUGUUCUUGUGAAACGCUUCAUCCUCAAGACAUUGCUGAAACUGCCCGCAUUCCUGAAAGAUGCGUGGAGGCCAUCGCUGUGAAUGCUUGCAGAGAACAGUUAGUUUUGGGGCUAUCGCGGCUGAACCGAGGCAACGAGUCAACGGAAGUCAACCGAGGAGAUAGUCCUGAGUGGUGGAUUGAAGACCUCUCUGCUCUGAGGAUUGACUAUUACGCACGAGUUGUCUCUGCAAUGGCUAGAACAGGCUUACGGUCAGAGAGUAUCAUAACGUCUCUGAUGCAUUACGCUCAAGAAUCGUUGAAAGGUAUUCGAAACUGCAAGGAGCGAACCAAGCUUGAUUCAGGUACAAUUGAGAAUGAACAGAGGAACGUCAUUGAAGCCAUUGUUAGUCUUUUCCCGAAUGACAAAGUCCCUCUGAGUUUCCUCUUCGGAAUGUUGAGGGUCGGGAUUACUAUAAACGUAGCCAUCUCUUGCAGGCUCGAGCUCGAGCGGAGAAUCGCUCAGCAGCUGGAAACAGUCUCUCUCGAUGAUCUACUCAUACCUGUUGUCCAAGAAGGUGAUUCCAUGUAUGAUGUGGACACUGUCCAUAGAAUACUCGUCUGCUUUCUGAAGAAAAUAAAGGAGGAAGAAGAAUAUGAUGAAGACUGCUGUUACGAUAACGAGACCGAGAAUCUUAUUGGUUCUACGUGCCACAGCUCAUUGCUGAAAGUGGGUCGGAUCAUGGAUGCAUACUUGGCAGAGAUUGCACCAGACCCGUGUCUGAGUCUCCACAAGUUCAUGGCUUUGAUAGAGAUAUUGCCUGAUUACGCACGUGUCAUGGAUGAUGGGCUAUACAGAGCCAUUGAUAUGUUUCUAAAGGGGCAUCCCUCGCUGAACGAACAAGAAUGUAAGAGUCUCUGCAAAUUCAUAGACACUCAGAAACUCUCACAAGAAGCAUGCAACCAUGUGGCUCAGAAUGAUCGGCUACCGGUGCAGAUGGUGGUUCGAGUUCUCUACUCGGAACAACUGCGGAUGAAGAAUGUUGUGUCCGGAGAGUCAGGGGAUGGGUUAUUGUUGUCGUCUCAGAAACUUAGUAGCGGGAACCCGAGCGGAGCUGUGUCUCCGAGAGACACUUAUGCAUCGCUGAGGCGGGAGAAUAGAGAGCUGAAGCUGGAGAUCUCGAGGGUGAGAGUGAGACUGACCGAGUUAGAGAAGGAGCAGAUUUUGAUGAAACAGGGGAUGAUGGAGAAGUCAGGUCAUGGUGGAACAUUGCUGACCUCGCUUUCCAAAGGGAUUGGGAGGAUUUCGAUAUUUGGUGGAAGACCUACAGAAGAGAAGCUACGGAAGGCUAACCGCAAAUCUAGGUCGAGGUUGGAGAGAAAAACAGUUAGGAGCCGACCAGAGUCUAUGUUUUAGGUAGCUUGGAACAUGUAAAUACCAUAUGCAUUCGCAAGAAAAUGGGGUGGUUAUUGAGUAUUAUAUAUCUUAUUAAAAUCUUGCGAGUAUU